Molecule: messenger RNA, 1055 nt
Organism: Pecten maximus
Lineage: Eukaryota; Metazoa; Mollusca; Bivalvia; Pectinida; Pectinidae
Product: sepiapterin reductase-like
Exons: 3
Coding region: 217-939 (240 amino acids)
Biological process (GO): tetrahydrobiopterin biosynthetic process
Molecular function (GO): sepiapterin reductase (NADP+) activity
Source: RefSeq, a predicted model, not a curated record
AUGACCUCAAUAAAGAUAAAUCGGAAACUCUGUGUACUUAAUAUUGACAUACUUAAGUUGUAACCUGUUCUUAUCAAUGACAAGAUGCAGUCGAUGUUCAGGCGUAUACUUUACAGUGCUAUCUGUGUUGCAAUUCAAUAACGUUUAAUACAUCACUCACUUUAGGAGUUCUGUUACUAUAGCCAGACAGAGUUAUUAUAUUAAGUCAAAGGCGACAUGGAGAAACGAGAGAAUAUUUUCCUCAAGAAGAGUUUUGUAGCCAUUACCGGAGCUAGUAGAGGAAUUGGUAGAUGCAUGGCCCUGAAGUUUGCGGUCAAGUUCCCUCCGAAUUCCGUCUUGGUACUGAUGGCAAGGAAUGUGGAGGCUUUGGAAAGCGUCAGGACGGAAUUGCAAGCAACGACUCCCAAUAUAACGGUAUUAGUUCGACAGUAUGAUCAAGGAAAAACUGAUGAAGGAUAUUUUAAUGGGAUAUUUGACAGUCUGCUUACUGAAGGCAAAUGUUCAAAGGAUAAUUUUAAACAGGUAAUGCUUGUUCAUAACUGUGCUACAAUCGGGGACAAAGAUAAGACUGCGCUUCAGUUGUGUGACGCCGAUCGCGUGCGGUCUUACUUUGACAUAAACCUAUCUAACGAAUUCUGCAAAGCCGCCCGUGAUAUGUUCUUCCGAGUCCUUUCUGCCGAAGAACCAUCUAUUCGGGUUCUGACAUACGCCCCAGGUGGUGUUGACACAGGCAUGUUGCGAGAUCUAGAAGCAAAUUCAUCCUCAACUCCAUUCCGUCAAAUGUUAAAUGGCCUGCGUCAGGACGGUCAAAUACUGGCACCGGAGGAAACUGUGGUUAACCUUGUACGGGUACUGGAGGACAACGCGUUCGAAAAUGCUGAUCACGUGGACAACUAUGGUCAGACAGCUCAGCCAUAUAUUGACAAAUUUUUAAACUGAGGUAUAACUGAUAAUUUGUACUGUUGUUAACAUCUGAAUAGUAUCACGGAUAACUUAUUUGGUGUCUUUCUUUUAAUAAGUGUAAUGAAUUAAUAUUAGACCUAUGUUUUCCUGAG